CUGACGAGCCGUUGCUUGUGGAAACAGCUGGUGGUUUCUGUCAGCCAACACUCGGGAAUGAAGCGACACCAGCACCAAUAAAACAAAAAAAAAAGUUGCAGUUAGACCCGAAACUGAGUGAACGCGCUUUGAUGCGAGUCUCCGCUGCUGUUCCGGGAGAUGACACCCGCCGGCCGACACUUUACCGGCCACUUCGUGAAGCACGGAGCCCGUUAACGAGAGACGCCGGCUGCUGCUGUUGCUGCUGCUAACGCGCGGCUAUAGCUAACUUUGCGCACUGGGAUUCGGGCUUUUCCACUGGGGGAAGGAAGCUGUCAGCUGGGAGAGACUCGGUGUCAACAUGCCUCAUAUUCAUUAUAAAUUCUCCUCCAAGCUGAGCUACGACACGGUGGUGUUUGACGGGCCGCACAUCACGCUGGACGAGCUCAAGAGGCGGAUCAUGGGCAGGGAGAAGCUGCGAGCCGCCGACUGCGACCUGCAGAUCACCAACGCGCAGAACAAAGAAGAGUUCACCGAGGACAGCGGUCUGAUCCCCAAAGGCUCGUCGGUCAUCGUGCGGAGAAUCCCCAUCAGCAGAGUCAAGCCCAACUCGAGCAGCAAGACCCACAAUAUCGAGCAGUCCGACGUCCAUCUCCACCACGCCUUCGGAGCCAGCAGAGCAGUACGUAGCCAACCCAAACCCCAUAGCGCGCCGCCCACAGCUCCACACAACAUUUUUAAGAUGGACGACCAAAGCUCUACCGGCGCCUUGUCAUUCUUCUCUAAGAUGCAGAUGGCUAACCUGGUCGAUGCAGAUGUGUCAGAGGAGGAAAAGAUCAAAUUUAUGAUGUACCAGUCUGCCCACGACUCCUUGAGUUUAAACAAGAAGCUCGGCACUGCCCUUCCUGUGAACUACACCUGUUAUCGCUGUGGAAAUACCGGACACCACAUCAGGAACUGUCCCACCAGCGGGCAGGACAAAAACUUUGAGGCUCCUCUAAAGAUAAAGAAGAGCACAGGAAUCCCUCGUUCCUUCAUGGUUGAGGUAGAUGAUCCCACUAUGAAAGGAGCCAUGCUGACCAACACCGGACGCUUAGCGAUUCCUGCCAUAGACGCCGAGGCGUACGCUAAUGGAAAGAAGGAGAAGCCACCAUUUAUUCAACAGGAGCAACCGAAGAUUGAGGAAGAGGCCGAUCCAAUACCCGAAGAGCUGCUUUGUUUGAUCUGCCAUGACCUGCUGAGUGAUGCCGUGGUCAUACCUUGCUGCGGAAACAGCUACUGUGAUGACUGUAUUCGCACCACUCUGCUGGAUUCAGACGACCAUGACUGCCCCACAUGUGGCCAAUCAGAUGUCUCUCCUGAUACCUUAAUAGCCAAUAAAUUCCUCAGACAGACUGUCAAUAAUUUCAAGAGAGAACAAAACAACACCAAAACCUUGAGAAGAAAGUCUGACAGUUCCCAGUCCCAGAAUUCAACCCCGACACCAAACCCUGUCCCAACGCCUCCUCCUGUCACCACACAGAGCCAGCCGCAGAAGCCUCCUCCAUUACCCGACAGCCAGCGGGACUCUCUGCUGGAUCAACCAACGACUGCAAACUCACCACCAUUAUCUCAGGUGUCUGGGCUUCCCUCUGCAGCAACGAGCCCUGCGUCUGCUCACAGCACACCGAGCAGUUUCCUCCAACCUGUGCAAAGCCACCUCGAGAUAUCUGACAAGGAGGCUGAAGGAAACACACAGGAUGACUCAGCAGCUCUUGUCUCAUCCGUACUGGUUUCGAACAAGGAUCCUGCAGAAGCUCCGUCUGAGCCGACACCACCGGUUAACCACACUGCAGUGGCAGAGCCGCCUCAGACAGUGAAUCAGCAGCCCUCCUCUGCAGAUGGAGCUGUGAGACAGUCUGGGUUGGCAAACAGCUGGGACAGCUCCUCUUCCUCCUCAGGUUACCCUCCCUCCUUAUCGUCCUCCUCCUCUUCAUAUCCAGCUACACCUCCACCUCUAUUUCCCUCCCCCCUUUUUCACACUUUCCUACUAGCUCACCAGUCCCAUGGCGGUUACCCUCCUGGAUACCCACCUACCACGCCCGUCUGGACGCUUCCAACGCCCCAGGGUGCCCCCAUCCCUCCCCUCUGCUCCUCCACCUCCGCCUCCUCCAUCCCUGCCCUCAUCCCCAAGGAGUGGUACAGGUAUCAGAGAAAGGAGAAGGAAAGGUCCCCUCACAGAGAAUCUAGCUACAGACGCCCCUCUUCUCAUUCUAAUUCAAAGUCUUCUAAAUCCAAAUCUUCUCGCUCUUACUCUCGCUCUUCAAGUCGCUCUGGAUCACGCUCCCGGUCCAGAUCCCAAAGCAAGUCAAGGCCCCGCUCUCCUUACUCUCGUCACAGAGAUCACCGCACCCGCUCUUCUCCCUCUGGCUCUUACAGCUUCGGUUACAAGCGCUCACGCUCUCCCACGCCGUCCUCGUCGUCAUCGCCCCGAGUGGGUUACCACUCCAGGUCCAAGUCACCCGCAGAUCACUGGAAGAACCGCCAUCACGGCAGGAAGUCGGCUUCGAGCAGCUGCAGCUCCAGGAGGCGAGGAGAACGCUCAGGGAGGGAGGCAGGAGGCUUGGGGGAAAGUUCGACCAGAAACCUGUACGGUGAGCAUACAAAGCAAACCAGCAGCAGCCAGGACCUGGACAGAGAGAGCUACAUGCAGUGGAAGUACAAAGAGUGGUAUGAGAAAUACUUCAGCAGCUACGUGGGCCAGUUCCCCCAGAUGCCUCUUCCCUUCGUCAAUCUUCUUCCUCCGCCUCAGCUGGAGGACAGAGAAGGAAGGAGAAAUCAUUCACACGCUAACUUGGACUCUCGCUACCGACCACAAGGUAGACAGACCGCCGGGACGGAUGACCGGUCUCCUUCAUCUGAGUCGUCCAGCGACAGCCGCUCUCCUCCGUCUCAGUCUUCAAGUGACAGCCUCUCCACGCCGUCUCAGUCAUCCAGCGCCAGCCGUUCCUCUCUGUCCUGUAAAACUAAUGAUAGCCGCUCUCCUCCCUCUCGGUCCUCCAGCGACGGUCGCUCCACGCCGAGGCAAUAUCCAGAGAUCUGCAGUGAGAAGCACAACCGCUCGACGGUCACACAUGCACGGAAUAGUGAGGGAGUAAAUCCACGAGAACAUGAGCAUAAGAGGAUGAAGAAAGUUGAGGAAGGACGAGGGGAGGACUCGUCAUCCCUUGAUGCUGCAGACUCUACACAUGACAGCAGGAAGGGGAAGAGCUGUGGACCAAAUUCCUGCAAGGAUGGCACUCCAGUCAAAAACAAAGCAACUGCCAGAGAUGCCUUAGAAUCCCCUCCCCUGAAGCUGGAUAAACCUUUGGAUAAAGACUAUGAAAGAAAAGCCAAAGAAGAGAGGAAUUCAGAGAGAGAGACGGGAUCGAGACGAGGCAAAGAGUCAAACUCGAGACAAAAAGAGGGGAGACAGCACAGAGUAAAGCCCAGUAAAGACCCAGACAGAAAAGAAACCUCCAGAGGCAGCACAGCUCCUGACUCCAGAUCAGAGAACAGUAGAAAAAGAAAGGUGGAGAACCUGGAGAGAAACGAGGUGGAUAGUAGUAUUUCUGUUAAGUCUGAAAGCAGCAAAUGCCUUAAAACAGAAACUGUAGAGGACCCCGAAACCUGCAAGAGUGAAUCUCCACAAGCACUUGAUCGAGAAAAACAAAAAAUGGAAAAGAAAAAGGAGAAGAAAACAUGGCCUCUGACCGAGACAGACAUCUGGGAGGGAGGGAUGGAGGUGAAACCUCAGAAGAAGAUUAGCAUCAACAUCAACCUCAGCAGGAAAAGGACAGAGGAGAAAACUGAUCAACAGGACUUGUCUUAUUUAGAGAACAUUACAGGGAAAUUACAGGAAAAAAUAGAGCACACUGCUAUUAGAGAGGAGGAGAAGUUAAACGAAGGCAAGAUAGAAAUGGAUGAAAAUAAAAAGAAGGAAAACACCAAAGACCAAGAGAUGUUGUUUGAUGUCAAACCAGAAGAAGGAGACAGAAGAAAUAUGUGGGACAAAGCUGACUUCAGAGAUGACAAGGGAGGCGUGUGGGAGACAAUUGCAGGUAAGAAAGGAGAAAAAAAAGACCAAGGAGAGGAGGAGGACUUUGACUUAUGGCAUUGUGCGCUCAGAGGAGUGGAGGAGAGCAUCGUGGGAAAAGAGGAAGAAGCAGAGAGAGCAAGAAAUGACAGCAAAGAAGAGGAGAUGGCCGUAACCUCCCAAACAGAGAAGACAGAAAGCACAUGCAAUGAAAACAGAGGUGAAGAAGACGACUCAGCCAGGUCCAACUCACAGAAGAGCAAAAACAAGAGCCGCCAUGAUGGAUUUCAUUCUACACUGGCUAAUGGCAGCAGCACGUCUGUGGUGGCCAGCUGUGGAGGCGAAGAAACUCAGCAGAGGUGGGCGGGGAUGACAAUUGUGGACGAAUACACCGAGGACCGAGCUGCAGACGUAAUCAUACAGGUGCCUCGCUCCACAUGGGAGAACGAAGGCAAAAGAGAGCAGCAUGACGGAGAGGUCAGAGUUCACGCUGUCUCUCCUGUGGCUCUAUCUCAACCAUCAGUGACCAACAAGGAGACAGGGGGGGAUGAACAACAGAGAAAGAGGUCAAUGGAGAGAGGCAGGGAUGGAGAGAUGGUGAGAAGGAGGGACAGGGAGAAGGAGGAAAGCUCCUCUUUGUCCUGGUCAGGCAGGGGUGUGGCUCCCUCUAGUGGCAAAACUAGAACUGACAGCGCCUCCGUUUCAGAGAGGGAGAGAGGAAGGCAGAAGCAGAGCAAGAGCGAAAGAUCAAAAGAGCAAACGGGGGUGGAAGACAGGAGGAGAGACAGGGAGAGAGACAGGGAGUGCAGCACCUCUGCCUCAAUGCAAAGCAGAAAUCUUCCUUCCUCAUCAACGUCACAAAACGCAGUAAGAAAAGACAGCCGGCGAGGAUGCAGUCAGAGCAGCAGCAGCAGCGGAAAGUUCAGCAGAAACAGUGCAACAAGCAGGGCCGCCGAGCUGCCUGAUCAACAUGCACAGAAAUCACACAGAGAUGUGCAACUGGAACUGAAAUGUAAGGACCAGUUUGACUACUAUGGUAAUUACCAAGAGCCAUUAGAGAACUACAGACACCAAGACAAACCAGCAGGGACCCACCCAUCUCCACCUUCCUCCUCUGCUAGAAAGGAAAGAGACCUGCUUCCCUUUGAAUCCUCUGCAGGGCCUCAAAGAAGGUCCCCUGAUUGGGGAGUGAUGCAGAACAAAAGUAGAAAUGACAGUGAGGUAAAGGGAGGAGAGUGGAAGCCAAACAAGGUGGAUAAAUUAGUAAGACAAGCCAAAGGGGAGAGAGAAAAUCAGGAGAUGGUGGCUCAUGGUGGUCGCUGGGAGGACGAGGCUGAUGAACUGGAGGGAGAAGGGAGGCCCAGCAGCCGAAGCAGCAGCAGCAGCAGCAGCAGCAGCUCAUCAGCAAGCCAGAACAGCAAUGAGGGCAAGAGAAAUGAGAGGACGAGGACGGAAAGGAAGCACGAAAAGGAGAGGAGACAGGAGAAAGAAGAAGUGCUAUUACAAGAAAAGCAAAGAGGGAACGUUGAAGCAGAGUGGAGGAGAGGAGGACGGCGACACUAAGCUGUACUCAGCUAUGUCAUGGGAAAAAAAAAAGAAGAAGAAGAAGAAAUUUACUUGAUGUUUUUCCUUUCUCUGACCAAAAGGUGCCUGGUUUAGUUUUAUUUUUUUUUUGACAUUCUUUUUUUCCCAGGAUGCUUUUUAUAUCACUUUAAGAUGUGUCAUAUCUAAUAUACAUCAACCAAAAUGCUCGUAAAGAAACUGCAAAGGAAAAGCACCUUAUACAAAAUAUGAAUGUACAUGAAAUCAAAUGUCAAGUAAUUUGCACACGACUCGCUCAGGACUGCCAGCAGCUGUAUAUCAUUAUAAGUAUACCUGCAAUGUUACAGUUUGAAUGAAAGAGGUGUUACACUUUGACAAGAAGUGAGUAAUUUGAUUUGCUUUAUACUGGAGCACAUAAGAGUGCAUACAGAGGAUUGUGAAAAAGAAAAAGAAAAAAAAGAAGAAGCUUGUGAUUAAAAACAGAUACUGUGAAUAUUUAUGAUUUCAACCUCUGUGUUGUCUUUUUUUUUCUCUUCUUUUUAAUUUUUGUAAAUGUUUAUUCUAAAAACAACUGCUGGAUGGAUAAAUAAUUUACCAGAGGAAAGUUUAGUUUUUCCUGUUUUGAAGGAAAUAAAAAGAAAUAUCUAUAAAAUGUUA
Stegastes partitus (bicolor damselfish) is the source of this 6232-nucleotide messenger RNA. Its product is annotated as E3 ubiquitin-protein ligase RBBP6. The coding region runs from base 341 to 5596 and encodes 1751 amino acids. The record is from RefSeq and is a predicted model, not a curated record. Gene Ontology annotation, cellular component: nucleus. Gene Ontology annotation, molecular function: zinc ion binding; nucleic acid binding; ubiquitin protein ligase activity. Lineage: Eukaryota; Metazoa; Chordata; Actinopteri; Pomacentridae. Gene Ontology annotation, biological process: protein ubiquitination; mRNA processing; ubiquitin-dependent protein catabolic process. The transcript has 19 exons.